This is a messenger RNA of Hyalella azteca, 481 nucleotides long. Its product is annotated as serine protease filzig. The record is from RefSeq and is a predicted model, not a curated record. Gene Ontology annotation, molecular function: serine-type endopeptidase activity. Gene Ontology annotation, biological process: proteolysis. NCBI's taxonomy places the organism in Eukaryota, Metazoa, Arthropoda, Malacostraca, Amphipoda, Hyalellidae.
GUUACUAGGGUCCCUGUCUGUGGUACUGGGCGAAUGGGAUCUACUUGGCGACUUGGAGCCGCUGUCUUCAGUGAAGCGCAACGUGAAGCGCGUGGUCGUCCACCCGCACUUUGUUUUCUGGAGGCCUGGCAACGACGUGGCUCUGCUCGAGCUCGACCGGCCCGUCAAGUUCGCACUACACAUCCUGCCAAUCUGCCUGCCUGACACCGACGACGAUUUUGCCGGCCAAGUCGGCAGCGUCACAGGCUGGGGCGCGACUUCAUUCGGUGAAUACUUAAUUCAGAAGAAACAUUUAUGUUCCCGGCAGGGUGACAGCGGAGGACCUCUCUCGGUGCGCCGGGCGGAUGGACGGUGGGUGCUGGUGGGCAUCAUCUCUCAUGGCAUCAAGUGCGCCUACCCCAACUUGCCUGGCAUCUACAUGAGGGUAUCUCACUACAAGCCAUGGAUACUAGAAGUCAUAAAUAAUAAAUAAUUAAAUAAA